Dracunculus medinensis (Guinea worm) is the source of this 1782-nucleotide messenger RNA. The record is from the annotation of a GenBank genome assembly. Lineage: Eukaryota; Metazoa; Nematoda; Chromadorea; Rhabditida; Dracunculidae.
AUGGCUGCAGAUCAGUCAAUAGGAUUGCAAAUUGUCAGAAGUCAUCUUCGAUAUCUCGUUAAAAAUUUCUGUUUAAGCACCCGGAAAUUUGAUGAAGUCAGACUGAAAGAACUGAAGAAUUUUGUUCGGAGAAAUCAACCAGUUAUAUUUAAUUUCAUUAAAGAACUACUUGUUUUUCUCAAGCAACCUUUUGUAGAAAUUCGUAUUGCUGUUUUAUUAAUUUGUGAUGAAUUUUUCCAACGAUCUCAUGUUUUUCGACUCGAGCUGUCAAAUCGCUUGCACGACUUCUUGGUUCUUUCCGCCGAAAUCAGUCCCAUGCAAGUAUCGCUGCCAUUUUCAAGGAAAGAUUCAAUCAUUCUCAAAUCAGAGACUUUCAGGAUAGUAAAAUCGUGGCAUGAAAAAUUUAGUGCCGCAUAUCCAAAACUUCAGCAUUCCUUUGCAGUUCUGUUAGCAUGUGGCAUUGAUCAGUCGAGCACCACUCAUGAGACUCAAGAAAAUGAAAUCAAUCGGAGGAAGCGAGCGAAAGCAAGAUUUGUAGUUGCUGAAAUUACAAAAGAAUUUAAUGAUAGUCGCGGUGAUAUUAUGCGAUGCAUUAGAGAGACCCAUUGUGCACUUGAAUUGCUCGUUCCAAAAUUCGAAAGUGAAAAAUCUCGAACUGCGAAUACUGUUAUGAAAUCAUUGGAUGACAGACCACUUUUAGAUACUCUGCAUGGUUAUGUAUCUUCGGACACAAUUUCUAUAACCAUACCUCUUGAAGCGCCAGUUUUGACUCGGAAUCAGGCAAAUGAAGCAUUAAUUGAUUCGUUAAAUGAUUGCCUGAAAAUGCUGAGAUAUUUCGAAAAUUUGAUUACUAAGUGGUUAUUAAAACUAACAAAGUAUGGUUGUGAAGGGGAAAUGGUCAUACGCGAUGCCAUUGAAACGCGCGCCAAAUUGAAAUCAGAAAUUGGAAAAUGUGAGGAACUUAAAUUGUCCAAAUAUUCCAUGAGAUCUCGUUAUAGUUCAGAUUCUGAUAGUGAUGACUUCGAAGAUGUACCUGAAAAAGAAGGUUAUGAACCAAAUUUUAAAAUGCCUUACGAAGUGCCACCUUAUGUAAUGUCAAGAAUUGAAAAGCAGUCCCAGUUGCCUUUGACUGAACACUUUGUCCACGGAAGAGAUAAUGGUUCUAGCGAGGUUGGGCCUAGCAAAGCAAAUGUGCCUAUUUUGCCAUUUGGUCUCGAUUUAAAAUAUUGGGGAGAACGUGACAUUCGUCCGGCCGAAAUCCCUUUAAACUGUUACGAUUGUCAUCCUUUUUGGAGAGCAACAAAAGACAGCAAUGAAAUUGUUAGAGACAGCGUAGAAGUUUAUCAUUCACGUCUGAUAACUUAUGUUGGACCAAAAUUAACUGUUCAGCAGUGUCGUGCUCCUCGUAAGGAUGGCUCGCUAUGUCCACGCAAAGAACACCGUAAAUGUCCGAUUCAUGGAUUAAUAAUAGAACGUGAUGAAAUGGGCUAUCCUGUUGAGCAACAGCCAUUGGUUCAGAAACGUUCAUCAGCUAUGAUGGAUAAUGAAUUUCUAAAAGAUAUUGAGAGAGCAAUAGGAGUAAAUUUAAGCGAUAAAACGAAAUAUCGAAGUCGAAGAAAAGAUAUGAUGAAUGAUGGGAGCGAAGUUCGACGACGCCUUAGUACGAAGCUGUUCAAUCGCCGCUCAUUGAAACGAAUUUCGGAAACCUUAGAUUCAAUUCGUAAGGCAAAAGCUGCGAAAAAUUUUCAACAUCAAUUUAAUUAUGCAGUUUCCAAUCAUUAA